Messenger RNA from Carcharodon carcharias (great white shark), 1094 nucleotides. Its product is annotated as glyoxylate reductase/hydroxypyruvate reductase-like. Gene Ontology annotation, cellular component: cytosol. The transcript has 9 exons. Gene Ontology annotation, molecular function: hydroxypyruvate reductase (NADH) activity; glyoxylate reductase (NADPH) activity; hydroxypyruvate reductase [NAD(P)H] activity. Lineage: Eukaryota; Metazoa; Chordata; Chondrichthyes; Lamniformes; Lamnidae. The record is from RefSeq and is a predicted model, not a curated record. Bases 78 to 1067 code for a protein of 329 amino acids.
GGCAGUGCUGGGUACGCCUGGACCCGGUCUCCACCGCCGCUGGAUCGAGGCCCGGGACUCGCUUGGUUCUUUAGGGGAUGAAGGCCGCUCAGCAGCUGAUGAAAGUGUUCGUGACCCGCCGGAUUCCCAAGGAGGGGCUGAAGGUUUUGUCCGAGUCCGGAAUUUGCAAUAUUCAGCAAUGGGACUCUGAUGAACCAGUUCCUCAGGAAGAGUUGCUGAAAGGAAUUGCAGGAGCACAUGGCCUGUACUGUAUGUUAUCGGACAAGAUCGAUGAUGAGGUUUUACAAGCAGCAGGACCAAGCUUGAAAGUUAUCAGCACACUAUCCGUUGGAUUUGACCAUCUCUCUCUGGGAGAAAUUAAGAAACGGGGAAUUCGAGUGGGCUACACCCCUGAUGUCCUGACUGACGCCACUGCCGAACUCACCGUGGCCUUACUCCUGGCAACAUCUCGUCGACUGAUGGAGGCAACUGAGGAAGUGAAAAAGGGAGGAUGGACCAGCUGGAAACCACUUUGGAUGUGUGGCUAUGGACUGGCAGGAAGCACUGUGGGAAUCGUGGGACUGGGAAGAAUAGGCCUUGGAAUUGCACAGCGUCUGAAGCCAUUUGGAGUAAAGAAAUUCUUUUACACUGGACGUCAGCCUAGGCCUGAAGCUGCUUCCCAGAUACAGGGUGAAUAUGUGCCCCUGAAUACACUAGCUGAAGAAUCUGACUUCAUCAUCAUAUCGUGUUCUUUCAGUCCCCAAACUAAAGGAAUGUGCAAUUGCGACCUCUUUUCAAAAAUGAAGAAGACAGCGAUAUUUAUCAAUACGAGCAGAGGAGCUGUGGUGAACCAGGAUGAUCUUUAUCAAGCUCUAACCACUGGUCAGAUCGCUGCAGCGGGAUUAGACGUUACGGUUCCUGAGCCAUUACCUACAGACCAUCCUCUACUCUCACUGAAAAACUGCAUUAUACUGCCUCACAUUGGAAGUGCCACUUAUGCGACCAGAAACACCAUGUCUAUGCUGACAGCCAACAACCUCCUGGCUGGACUCAAAGGAGAGCCAAUGCCAAGUGAACUCAAAUUGUAACUGGAAAUAAACUUUCUAACUGAUGCA